Agrilus planipennis (emerald ash borer) is the source of this 2256-nucleotide messenger RNA. RefSeq names its product high affinity copper uptake protein 1. The record is from RefSeq and is a predicted model, not a curated record. Gene Ontology annotation, molecular function: copper ion transmembrane transporter activity. Bases 991 to 1575 code for a protein of 194 amino acids. Gene Ontology annotation, biological process: copper ion transmembrane transport. NCBI's taxonomy places the organism in Eukaryota, Metazoa, Arthropoda, Insecta, Coleoptera, Buprestidae. The transcript is spliced from 6 exons. Gene Ontology annotation, cellular component: membrane.
ACAUUUACGAUAAUUAGGUAGUUUAAAAUGCACACUUAUAAUGAAUGUAUUUCCUAAAAUCAAUUUUUAACUUUUUAUUGAAAUUUUUAAAGGUGCGCGAUUGGUGAAGCAUGAUUUAAAUACCGACGUACCAAACACCAAAAAAUUUCAACAAAUUUUUGAAUACGAUACUCAGUACAGACUAAAGAUCCUUUUCUAUAUUGUUUACGUAUUUUAAUUGAAUUCAACUUUUAUUUUUCGUGUUUAUUUUACUUUGUAAUUGCUUACCAAUAAUUGUCAAAAUUAACAGAUAGGAAUGUUGCACUUAUUCAAUAAUUUUCGAAUGUUUAUGUACUCAGAUAACAGAAAGCAAAAAUCAAUAUUUGGAUGAUAAAGGACUUGAUUAGAAAUCCUAUGUUGGAUAUAAUUUUUAUGUCUUUAAGAUUGCUACACAUAUUUAUUGUUAAAUGUCUGAAAUGCUGUCGUAUGGAAUAUUUGCAAUGUGUUAAAUUUAAUGCUUAUUAAAUAGAAAACGUAUAAAAGUAACUUCGUGGUCGUUCACCUGAAUUAAUGUGCAAUCUGUAAUUCAUCUACGUGAAAUGAAAGAUAGGAUUUUAUUCGAUAUUAGUUUAGAAAUAAAAAGUUAAAUCGCUCUAAAAAUUGAUUUUAACCAAUGUCGGCAGUAUAGUAAUUUAAACUGAAGGCUUUUGUACUAUCAUUUUGAGACAUUCUUUUUUAAUUAGUCCAAUAAAUACUCUUAAGUGCCUUCAACAUUCUACUUAUAACAUUGUCUUUACAUUAGCGUACAGAACAAAAUGAACGUGUGUUAUAUUCUGUAUUGUGUGUGAAUGUUUUUGUAGAAAGUAGCCAAGUGUAGGUACCUACAUCCACAUUUAUGCAUUAAUAGUGAAAGUGUUUUAGUUCUGUUUCAAAAUCAAACAGGGACAGUAGAACGAACAAAAUUGCUAAAUUAUAAUAAUUGUGUGAUUAGUGUAUUAAAGUUCAAAAGAAAUGGAUCACAGUCACCAUCACAUGGAUGAUGGAAUGGUGGACACAAGACUUGACCAUGACCAUAAUCACAACGAUAACGGCUCGUCUGAUUCUUCCCAUGUGCACUCGAUGCAAAUGCAAAUGUGGUUUUACUUUGGCAAUUCAGCGACGGUUUUAUUCGAAAGUUGGACAUUUAGUUCUAUAGGAGGGCUGGUUGGUUCCAUGAUAGGUAUCUUCUUUUUAGCGGCGCUAUAUGAAGGAUUAAAAUAUUAUAGGGAGUAUUUAUUCUGGAAAACUUACAAUGCACUUCAAUAUCGCGCCGUUACCUUGCCCUCAGAGAAAGGGGUGGUAAAUGACGAAAAUCAAGUUGUUCACAUGGUCGGUGAAGUCAUCCAUAAACAGCCGCCAACUAUACUGAGUAAAAUGCAUUUCUUCCAAACGUUCCUACACGUGAUUCAAAUUACCCUUUCGUACUUCUUGAUGUUGAUUUUUAUGACUUACAAUGCGUGGCUGUGCAUAGCAUUGGUUUUGGGGGCUGCAUUCGGUUAUUUCCUCUUCGGUUGGAAGAAAUCUGUUAUCAUCGAUGUGACGGAGCAUUGUCAUUAGCGAUACACCCCCGCAUUCAUAGGGGCUCAUGUCUUGGUGGUCAGACGAUGUACGGCAAAAUGUAAGACAUCACAAUAACAACCUGAUCGAAAAAACUUUUUCCAUAUCUCAAUAAAGACAGUAUUCUCGUGUCAUAAACAAUUUUUGACACAAAUUUAGGGAACGAUAAUAUUGUUACGCUUUCCCCUGAAUUUUUAAGCUCAAAAAGUUUUCAUUUGCCACUAAAAUUUUUAUCUGUGGAUUUAACACUGUAAUAUAUGUAAUUAUGAAUGUAUAAAUGUAAGCAUUAAAUAUGUCCGAAUUGUAUUUUAAAAUAAAAUCUCCUCUAGUUGAAUCUUAAAACACAGAUAAGGCUUACAACUAGUUAAGUUUAUAUAUUUUCGGGGAACAUCAUAUUUAUUUUAUGGACAUUGACAAAUCACUAUGCAGGACUUAAAUUCUGACUUCUGCUUUUUUAUAUUUAAGCACCAGAUACUUCUUGACACUAUUUUUUGUUUACGAUUAGUUAUCAAUUUAUUUGCAAUCCCUUUUUAUUGUAAGCAUUUUAUUCACCACUAUACUUGUGACUUUUCCUGUUAGGUAAUCUAUUAAUACAAUAGUUAAAUUCAAGCAAAAAAGGCCUAAACUGUUUUUAUAGUUUUGGACUUAUAUAUUAUUAUGGUCCACCCUGUAUAUAUUUAU